Molecule: messenger RNA, 899 nt
Organism: Rhinichthys klamathensis goyatoka
Lineage: Eukaryota; Metazoa; Chordata; Actinopteri; Cypriniformes; Leuciscidae
Gene: mrpl47
Product: mitochondrial ribosomal protein L47
Exons: 7
Coding region: 28-786 (252 amino acids)
Biological process (GO): mitochondrial translation
Cellular component (GO): mitochondrial large ribosomal subunit; mitochondrial ribosome
Molecular function (GO): structural constituent of ribosome
Source: RefSeq, a predicted model, not a curated record
UUCAUUAGUUCGUUUGACAUUGUCAAGAUGGCUGCGGCCGUAACGAGCCGCUUGACUACUGCUAUCUGCAGACAAUUUCAACGUUUUGUUAAAGUGUCUUCACACACACAGCCUCAAUAUGCGACCCAAGCGCUGUCCACAUUUCACUCGUGUCAACAAAGACAAAUGUAUGACUCGUGGUGGUUCAGAAGUCCCAUGAAUAACAGAGCACUCCACACAUCUUGUGUUAGAAAAGGAUUGGAAGAAUUUUUUGACCUGCCAGAGAACUGGGGGGAACUUACAGUUAAAUCAGGUGCUCCAUGGACUGCCAAACAGCUUAGGGUGAAAAGUAAUGAAGACUUGCACAAACUUUGGUAUGUUCUCUUGAAGGAAAAGAACAUGUUACUCACUUUAGAACAGGAGGGUAAACGACAGUGUGUUCAGAUGCCCAGUCCAGAACGCAUCAAAAAGGUUGAAAAGUCAAUAAUGCGUCUUGACACUAUUGUGAAAGAACGUGAGGAUGCUCUGCGCUUACUGCAGACUGGACAAGAGAAAGCUAGACCAGGCGCAUGGCGAAGAAAUGUCUUUGGCAAAACCUUCUGGUACCGCUUCUUGGAACACCCAAUCCCCUGGCACCUUAAUUCGAGAUACAAAAGGCGCCGAUUCUUUGAACCAUCACAUGUCGCCCCUUACACGAGGUUAAGCCUUGAAAAAUACCUGAAGAAUAAAAUGCGGAAAGAAAAAAAAGAAAAGAGAAACCAAAAAAAGCUAUCAGCAAUGUUUCCAAAAAAGACUGCACAUGCAUGAGAUCAUUGAAAAGGCUUUUCGCAUUUAAUAUUGUCUUUUCAACACACAAUACUUUUUUCAUUUCUCAGAAAAUGUUGUACAGUCAAAUAAUAAAUCCAAACUUGGAACAGAGA